Molecule: messenger RNA, 1044 nt
Organism: Rhodotorula toruloides NP11
Lineage: Eukaryota; Fungi; Basidiomycota; Microbotryomycetes; Sporidiobolales; Sporidiobolaceae
Product: extracellular signal-regulated kinase 1/2
Exons: 15
Coding region: 1-1044 (347 amino acids)
Biological process (GO): protein phosphorylation; intracellular signal transduction
Cellular component (GO): cytoplasm; nucleus
Molecular function (GO): ATP binding; MAP kinase activity
Source: RefSeq, a predicted model, not a curated record
AUGGACCGCAAGUUCGAGGUCGGUGGAGACUACAAGAUCAUGGAUGUGGUCGGAGAAGGCGCGUACGGAGUGGUCUGCUCUGCCGUGCAUCUUCCCACGCAGAGUAAGGUUGCGAUCAAGAAGAUCAGUCCGUUCGACCACUCGAUGUUCUGCCUGCGAACGCUGCGCGAGAUCAAGCUUCUGCGGUGGUUCAAUCACGAGAACAUCAUCUCCAUCCUCGACAUCAUCAAGCCCGCGUCGCUCGAGGGUUUCAGCGAAGUCUACCUCAUUCAGGAGCUCAUGGAGACGGAUUUGCACCGCGUCAUUCGUAGUCAGGAACUCUCGGACGACCACUGCCAAUACUUCCUCUACCAAACGCUGCGAGGGCUGAAGGCGUUGCACUCGGCCGCUGUGCUGCAUCGCGACCUCAAGCCUUCGAACCUGCUUCUCAACGCGAAUUGCGAUCUCAAGAUCUGCGACUUCGGCCUUGCUCGGUCGGCGAUGUCAACCGAGACGGAAGCGGUUGGCUUCAUGACUGAAUACGUCGCAACACGGUGGUACCGCGCGCCAGAGAUCAUGCUCACGUUCAAGGAGUACACCUUCGCUAUCGAUGUCUGGUCGGUCGGGUGCAUCCUCGCCGAGAUGCUAAACGGCAAACCCCUUUUCCCUGGCCGCGACUACCACCACCAGCUCACCCUGAUCCUCGGCGUCCUCGGCACACCUUCGCUCGAAGACUUUUACGCCAUCGGUUCGCAGCGCAGCCGCGACUACCUCCGCGCCCUGCCUUUCCAGAAGAAGAAGCCGCUGCAGUCGCUCUACCCGAACGCCAACCCUCUCGCGAUCGACCUGCUCGACCGCUGCCUGGCGUUCAACCCGAAGAAGCGGAUCAGUGUCGUCGACGCUUUGAGCCACCCGUACCUCGAACCCUAUCACGACCCUCACGACGAGCCGACUGCGCCUGUUCUCCCUCCCGCCUUCUUCGCCUUUGACCAGCAGCAACUCAGUCGCGAGCAGCUCAAGACCCUCAUCUACGAGGAGAUCACGACGCCUCCGCCCCAGCACUAG